Molecule: messenger RNA, 2933 nt
Organism: Klebsormidium nitens
Lineage: Eukaryota; Viridiplantae; Streptophyta; Klebsormidiophyceae; Klebsormidiales; Klebsormidiaceae
Source: the annotation of a GenBank genome assembly
CAGCUACCUGGGCCAGAGCUGCACAAUGUGCAUCGGCAAGGACCGAGUUCAAGGAAGGACGCAUGUGCCAGCUGCGCAGGGGCUUCCUUGAGAUCAGAGGUUCGAGGGCUUAUCAUGCAGACAGGCAUCUGCACAGAUCUCCAGCCUUUGGUUGAGGACACAGACCUUUAGCCUCUCAAAACUCACCGAAAAUUUGCGAAACCGACGUGGAAAGCACUCUUUGAGAAUGAUGCGCUAGUCGACGUUCUCAGCGGUCACCUUACGACAAAUCACUUUCUGCAUCGGGUGCUGCUUGGAGUGUCGAAGACCUCAGAAUGGCUGCCCGAAAUUCUGCGCGGUCUCGUGCGGCGGUCAGUGCCCAAAGCGCCCAGAGCUACUCGGGCGCCGAUGGGCAAGUGGACGAGCUGGGGGUGUUUGAGGAGGAUGACUUCGACGCAGAGGAGUUUUGUAGGCUCAAAUGUCAAUCAAUGAGCGAAAAGGGCAUUCGAAAGUUUGUGAACGACCUGGUGGAACUGAAGCGAGCCUCCGCAGACGAGAUGCGCAAGAACGUGUAUCACAACUACCCGGACUUCAUCCAGACGUCGCGGCGCAUCUCGGACCUGGAGGGCAAGCUGCUCCAGAUGCGCAACCUGCUGGCUCAAGAGGCGGCUACGAUCCACGGGCUGCUCGAAGGGGGCCCCACGCUUCUUCCUCAAAAGAGCCCAGAGGAGGUAGGGGACGAGGAGGCGCUCGAGGAGGAAUUGGGACAGGAGGAGGAGAGGGACCUCUCAGAGCACCAGAUCCGCGCGCAGGCCCUGCCCGACCUUCUAGACGUCCUCCUGGCCGAGCGCAAGGUGGCGGAGGCGCUAACCGUUCUCGAGGAAGGCGAGAAACUCGCAGCGGGGGGGCAGGUCGAGGGGGGCUCCGGCCGGGGGGUCCUCAGCAGCCGAGAUGCAGCCGAGCUGCACGCCGCACUCACAGAACGACGGGCGCGAUUGGCGGAGCAACUAGCGGAGGCAGCUCAGCAGCCGUCGGUGAGGGGCGCGGAGUUGCGGGAUGCGGUUGCGGCGUUGGUAAGGCUGGGGGACGGGCCGCGCGCGCAUACGCUGCUGCUCGGUGCGCACCAGGAGAGGUUGAAAGGGGCCGUGCGGGCGCUGCGGCCGACGGGGACGUCGUACGGUGGGGCCUACACGGCAGCGCUGUCGCAGCUCGUCUUCUCGACCAUCGCGGCGGCCGCCAGCGACUCCCUGGCCGUGUUUGGCGAACAGCCCGCGUACGCGUCCGAGCUGGUCCUCUGGGCGCACACGGAAGCCGAGCGCUGUGCGGGCCUGUUGCAGCGCCAUGUGCUCUCGUCGUCUGCCGCAGCGGGGGGGUUGCGCGCGGCGGUCGAGUGCGUGCAGAUUGCGCUGGGGCAUUGUGUGCUGUUGGAGGAAAGCGGGCUGGCGCUGUGCCCCGCGCUCUCGCGCCUGCUCAAGCCGAGCGUGGAGCUGGCGCUUGAUGCGAACUUGCACCGUUUUGAGGAGAGCGUUCAGACGCUGGCCGCCUCGGAGGACUGGCUGCUCGUGCCGGCUGCCCCGAGUACGGGUCGGAGGGCGGGGACAGGGCCGCAGGGGGCAGCCGCGGGCGGGGUGCGCCUGACCGGCAGCGCUCACCGGCUCUUCAACAUGAUCCAGGAGUUCGUGGACGACGUGAUGCCGGUGGUGAGCAUGCAGCUGACAGGUGUCACCGUGGAAGGGCUGGCGCACGCCUUUGACUCGUACGUGGCGCUGCUGCACAAGGCGCUGCCGCAGGACGAGCAGGAGGAGGGGGGGGUCGACAAUGGGGACAUCGGACUGGUGCGCCCCGCCGUGACGGAUGCACAGCAGCUGGCGCUGCUCGCCAACGCCACCGCGCUCGCCGACGAGCUCCUCCCCCGCGUCUGUCAGCAGCUGACACGUGCCCCCCCCAGCGCGGCCGCCCCCGCCGCGAGCCCCUCCACCCCUCCCCGCCCGCGCACCAGCUACGCUCGACAAGGGACCAUGAACCGGGGGGCCGCGCAGGCGACGUCGCUGGAGCAGCAGUACUUCCGGAAGCGGAGCCAGAAGGCGGUGGAGAAGCUGCGGGAAGCGUACUGCAACCAGACGGUGCUGCGGCUGUGGUAUGGGGAGGACGAAGAUGGGGAGCGGCUCGCGAUGGAAGCGGACGACUACCUGCGGCUGGACCGCGAGGGAGUGCCGCCGGAGCAGGACGGGCGCCCGUCGCAGACGUUCCUGGCCCUGUUCGAGGCGAUGACGUCAGUGGCGUCGACCGCGAGCGAACUGAUGGCGGGGCGCGAGCGCAGCGUGACGGUGCUCAUGAUGCGCUUCGCGGACUACAUGGCGUCCAUGCUGACGUCAGACGAGGACUUCUGGGCCGAGGUCGACCAGCAGGGCCUCGGGCCCGAUGCGCUCAAACAGUUCGUGAUGGACCUGACGUUCUUCCUCCAAGUCGCUGCCGCGGGCCGCUACGCGUCCCGGCACAUGCGGCAAGUCGUGGCGGACACCAUUGGGCGCGCCAAGCAGACGUUUGAGGAGCACGGCGGGGACGCGGCAGCAGCGCUCCCCGAGGACACGUGGUUUCAGGCCCGGGCACAGGAGGCAGUCCAGGGGCUAGUCGCGCGGUACACCAACCAGGCGUCCCCGGGGGGCAGGCCUCCGCUUCGGAUGGCGGACGAGCCGCCCAGCCCGACAUUUUCGGAAGCAUCGUCGAUUGAUUCCAGACCGUAAAGAGAAGCCUCUGGAUACGGAGACUGGUCUUGUUGUCGGUAUUUAGGAAACCCCUCCAAUAGGGCGGCCUGUGUGUCGGCUGCUCUCAGAUUUACGCAUUUUGCUUCGUGCACAACUUUGGGGCGUCGGCCCUCUCUUAAGACAUUUGCCCUUGAUAUAACGCCUCAUUGGACAAUAUGGUCGCGUCAAUCUAAUGCAUGUUUGCCCCGC